AUGCACCACCUUUCACGUGUUUCCGGCUCCGCCAAAACACCCUUUAUGCAAAGCCUGAACACAGAGGUGCUUCAAUUCUGCAUUCUCAAUUCAUCCCAAGUUUCAAGGUUCUUUCUACGGUAUGGCUCACUGAUUCCCGGUGCCACCAAUCAAAAAAAUGACAGUGAUUUGACUAAUCUGUCACUGGCCUCCCCCGUAUCCCCAACAAAGGAACAAUUUCAACACGGAAAAACGGUGAAGGGACAAAGCCAACAGGGAGGUCCUUUACAGAGGGCUUGUGGCAGGAAUGGACUAUAUCCUAUCCACUCCUUGUCCACUUCAAAACUCACAGACAACUCUAAGCUUAAAGGGCAUCUUUGGCCAACGUGUUCAGUUCUAAUCUGUGGAACCAUGAUAGGUUAG
Prunus armeniaca (apricot) is the source of this 402-nucleotide messenger RNA. Lineage: Eukaryota; Viridiplantae; Streptophyta; Magnoliopsida; Rosales; Rosaceae. The record is from the annotation of a GenBank genome assembly.